Cladophialophora carrionii CBS 160.54 is the source of this 1521-nucleotide messenger RNA. RefSeq lists its product as uncharacterized. Gene Ontology annotation, cellular component: membrane. Bases 1 to 1521 code for a protein of 506 amino acids. The transcript has 2 exons. The record is from RefSeq and is a predicted model, not a curated record. NCBI's taxonomy places the organism in Eukaryota, Fungi, Ascomycota, Eurotiomycetes, Chaetothyriales, Herpotrichiellaceae.
AUGAGUCGUGGAAGCUCCGAGAAUACUCUCAAGUCCGAGGGCGACCAUCCAGGGGAUCACAACGGUGAAGAAAUCCCUGGAGACGAGCACGAAAAGCAGGAUAACCAAGUACCCGGAGGAAGCAACCGUGAUGAAGAGCGGAAUUCUGGGGAUGACGUUCCUUUACCUGUCGGCUUGUUCCACCCAUCGUUAAGAAAUGUGUGGAAGCAGGCUGCAAAGAAAUGGUCCCUAACGGUUAUGAUCCUCUUCUGCUACAUUCUCUGUGUGCUUUCGCUCUACUGGGCCGUCUUGUUCCACGUCCCACAGAACUUGGAGGCGUUGACUGUCGCCGUCGUCAGUUUCGAUGGUACGGGCUCCUAUACAGGAAUCGAACCUCUUGUUGGACCUGUGGUCGAACAGGCUGCACGAGAGCAGGCGGCACUUCCUGCCUACGCGUUGGGCUACAGAAUCGAAUCUCCGGAAAAGUACGGCGGCGACCCCUUGGCUGUACGACAAGCCGUGUAUGACGAACACAUUUGGGCGGCAAUCAUCGUCAGUGCCAAUGCAACAGCUCUUCUACAAGAGGCGGUUGCCACAGGAAAUGCGAGUUACGAGCCACUGGGCGCAGGACAAAUAAUUGUCAACUCAGCAAGAGAUGAGACAACAUAUGGCAAUUACAUCGAUCCGCAGUUGUUCGAGCUUGCCAUCGACUUGCCAGCCAGGUUCGGAGAGCAGUGGAUCCGAAAUGUUCUUUCCAACAGCUCCCUCGACCCUGCAACGUAUUCUCGCGCACCACAGGCUUUGAACCCAGCCAUUGGUUUCUCCUUGAUCGACCUCCGCCCUUUCCAGCCUCAACAAGCCACACCAGCAGUAACCAUAGGGUUGAUCUAUUUGAUCAUCAUCGCCUUCUUCUCCUUCUCCUUCUUCUUGCCGGUAUAUACCCAGUUUCUCAUACCGAAGGGCCACCCGCCGUUGCAUUUCUGGGAACUGGUCCUCGUGCGCCUCUUCAUGACGACUGCAGCGUAUUUGCUCAUGUCGCUAGCUUAUUCGCUUGUGUCGCUGGCAUUUCUCAUUCCCUUCUCGAACAAUUAUCCGCACAACGACGUCACGAUGGCGAAGAACCCGGAUGCUUUCGGCCAGGGCACAUUUGUGGUGUAUUGGAUGCUGAAUUGGGUCGGUAUGUAUGCGCUUGGCUUGGCCAGCGAAAACGUCACCAUGGUCAUUGGCCAGCCGUGGACUGCAUUUUGGCUGAUUUUUUGGGUCAUAUCCAACGUCUCAACAUCCUUCUAUGCCAUUCCGCUGGCUCCAGGAUUUUUCAAAUUCGGCUACGCCUGGCCGUUGUACCACAUCGUCAACGCCAGCCGCACGAUCCUCUUCGACACAUAUAGUCGGAUUGGACUGAACUUUGGCGUCCUCUUUGCGUGGUGUGCGGUCAACACGGUCUUGUUCCCAUUCUGUUGUGUCUACAUGCGCUACAAGACGAAUAAGGAGAUGAUGCGCAAGGUUCCCAGACGGAAGAUCCAGUAUCUUGUCGAUGGAUAG